This is a messenger RNA of Rhipicephalus sanguineus (brown dog tick), 1547 nucleotides long. RefSeq lists its product as uncharacterized. Lineage: Eukaryota; Metazoa; Arthropoda; Arachnida; Ixodida; Ixodidae. The record is from RefSeq and is a predicted model, not a curated record. The transcript has 11 exons. Bases 400 to 1515 code for a protein of 371 amino acids.
CGCGCAGCGAAGCAACACUGCGCUCAUGGCGGCGCCUUCGCGUUGUCGUCGUGUUUCAGCUUGUAUUCGCUGGACGCGGCGGCGGCGGUAUGAAACCACGAAUUGACUGAGAAACGCACGACCGCGUUCGGUGGCGUGGCGACGCAGCGUUUGCAGGUGAGCUUGGGAUCAACCGCAACUUGGACAAGCACCGCCUGCAACGCCCGCACCGACCGGCGUUCGUCGUGUAAGGACUCUACCGGCAAGCACUCACCGCCGUUCCCUUCCUUCGCUCCCGGUCCUCGUUACGGUCGCUCGGCCUUUGCUGCGGUGGUUUGCGUGCAUACACGCGUGGCCACAGCUGCUGUACUCGUAACUCAUCGUUGGUGAGUGAUUUGUGUGGCAAGCGCGCUGGACAUCAUGGCCCACAGCGGAGGCGGCGAGGACGCGACGACGCCCGUCGAAGCGCAGCAGCCGUCUUCGCCCGUCGAGAUCACGCAGCAGCCGCAGCAGCCCAGGGUGACGUUCGACCUGGCAACGGUUACGCGGCGCUGCUCGCCUGAGCAGCAGGACUCUCACAUGGACGAGGAGCUGCAGGCUCUGGGGCUCUGGGAGGAAGACAUGACCGAGGAACAAAAGGUGGAGCUUUUGAGGGUUGUGGCUGCAUCCAAGGAGACUGCACAGAGGGAGGAAGCUGUAAGGCAAGGCCAUUUUGCCCCAGUCAAGCAGCAUGUCCCACCAGUAUCAACUGAAAUCACUUGGGACAGAAAGAGCCCAGCAAAGGCAGGCCAUGCAACAUCACCACAAGAUUGGUGGACCACUGAGGGCAGUGAUGAUGAUGAGUGGCCAACGCCAAGCAGUGCCAAGCAAUCUAGACCUGCCAGGCGGCAGCCAGUCGCACUCAAGACAAGAAGCAAAUCUGCAACUGUUGCUCAUUUGCUGCAGUCAUCGGUGCGCCGUGUGUACAGCAUGGAGCAUCGACUCAACUUCCAGUGGGGAAAGGUAGACGAAAAGGAGCUGGAAGAUGCCAGGCUCUCCCGCCUCGGCCUGAAUGCUCAGGGCUCAGCUCAGGGCCCCACUCCCCUGUGCAACGGUGGAUGGAAGGACACACCUGCCCUGCUCGAGUCGUGGGCGUCGAUGCACGUUGCACUAAAGCAAGCUCAGUCAUCGCCGGGGCUCCCUCUGCGGCCAUGGACUGAAUGCAGGGAGGCACCUCCAUCACUGCUGAGUAUCCAGGACAGCAGGCCGCGAGAGUUCGGUGAAGCAACAACGCUGGUAAUACCUAGCACGAGUGCCUUCAGCAUACCUGCACAUGGAAAGGCAACAGUGGUGCUAAUACCUGGCCCCAGUGGCUUUGGCAUGUCUGCACAUGGAGAGGAUGUGUGCAGCUCCGGAGAAUCUACUCCAGAGAUUCCCGGGUACAACCCAGACGACUGGAAGACCGUUCGCCGCCGCCGCAAGAGCAGGCGGCAGAGAAGCUUGGUGAUACGAAGCAGCGUGAAACUCCGCGAGGUCAUGAUGGGCAAGCGAGGUUAGAACUGGUGUGUCAGCGCGGUGUUGUAGCAUUC